UAAAACUUUUAAUUAGAGGUAAAACGUCCCGUGUCCGACGCGAGAAUCCCAAGUAGUGGGCGCCCGGAGCAGUUUUACGUUAUUGGACUUCAAUAUGGAUUCUAUCCGGUCAAACAUGGCUGGCGGCCCUCAUAAAGGCAGCAAACCGUUUCAGGUAUGCGGCGGCAUACUGUUGGCACUGGUCUGCAUCACGCUUCACGGCUGCAUCGGUACCACCGCAACGGCCCAGCAUCAGGGGCAUCCUGUCGCUCCAACAAUUUACAGCCGACCGGGGCCGCCACUCGAAAUCGAUUCGAAACCAAAAUUGCUAGGCUUCAAUCGGGCGCUCGGUGAGCGGCUGCUGGCAACCGAAGCCACCCUACGACCUCUGAAGGCCCGGGCUGCUCGGCUGGAGCACCGUUUCCACGUCUUCCAGCAGCGGGCAGCUCGGCAGGAUUCUCCCAAUCGGAAGGACACGACGACGACGGUGCGGCGAACCGAACGGAACGGUCUGCUCCGGGAAGCCCAACAACUCCGGGCGGACGUUGAGCACAAGUGGCAACGGUUCGGGGAGCUGGAGCGCAACUAUCGGAGUAUGCGGCGACUGCUUCCGGGUGGCCGCAAGGCAGGCGGCGGGGUGCCGCGCGCUUGGCUCGAUCACGACGCCGAACGGCAGAUGGCGCUCAACGAGCGGGUGUACAAAAACAUCAUCAACCUGCUGGUGCAGCUGAUCGAGUGCCCUGUGAACAUCAUCCACGACAUGGUUGGCGGUGGCGGCGCCGGAGAACCGACGCCACUUCCUCCGACCACGGCGGCGGCCUUCCCGGACGGAGACGGGGCCGAUCCGGCGGUGGACGACGAGUACGGAGACGAACAACCGCCGAAUCCCGACGCCGAGCUUCAGGAGGCACGAGAGAACGGGAGCCUCUCCGAUCGGUUCCCUUCGAGCGAUGGAUGGGUGCAUGAAUUUCACUUCUAGUGCACACCACCGACCAUCGAAGAAAAAUGGCGCCCGGCUGCACAUCGCCUGCGUUGAGAAAAGGAGGUCAACAGAGUCGCCCGCCAACACUCCGGAACGAUGCUCUGCGUUGGGGAUAUUGUUUUCCACCGCCAAAAGGAGCCGUCGGUCUUGGCUCCCAGCGAAAGUAAGGACCAUUUGUGUAUUCGUAUUUUUUUUCGCUUCGGUUGGGUGUUGAUUUUGUUUACUGCAUGGUGAAGGGAUGCCUGAAGGGCGGAAGAGUGGUUGACAAUCUCAUUUUGAAGUAAAAUUUAUUGCUUGUUUCCACCAGCGAAGUCCAGGAAGUUUGCGUUAGGGAAG
Anopheles cruzii is the source of this 1297-nucleotide messenger RNA. RefSeq lists its product as uncharacterized. The record is from RefSeq and is a predicted model, not a curated record. NCBI's taxonomy places the organism in Eukaryota, Metazoa, Arthropoda, Insecta, Diptera, Culicidae. The transcript has 2 exons. The coding region runs from base 95 to 958 and encodes 287 amino acids.